Messenger RNA from Lepus europaeus (European hare), 683 nucleotides. Its product is annotated as cytochrome b-245 light chain. Gene Ontology annotation, biological process: superoxide anion generation. NCBI's taxonomy places the organism in Eukaryota, Metazoa, Chordata, Mammalia, Lagomorpha, Leporidae. The transcript has 6 exons. Gene Ontology annotation, molecular function: heme binding. The coding region runs from base 29 to 613 and encodes 194 amino acids. Gene Ontology annotation, cellular component: NADPH oxidase complex. The record is from RefSeq and is a predicted model, not a curated record.
CGGGCCUCAGUGAGCCUCGGCGACCGCGAUGGGGCAGAUCGAGUGGGCCAUGUGGGCUAACGAGCAGGCGCUGGCGUCCGGCCUGAUCCUCGUCACGGGAGGCAUCGUGGCCACGGCCGGGCGCUUCACCCAGUGGUACUUCGGCGCCUACGCCAUCGCGGCGGGGGUGCUGGUCUGCCUGCUGGAGUACCCGCGGGGCAGCAGGGCCAAGGGCUCCACCCUGGAGCGAUGUGGACAGCGCUACCUGACCGCCGUGCUGAAGCUCCUGGGGCCGCUCACCAGGAACUACUACUUCCGCGCCGCGCUGCACCUGGCGUUGUCGGUGCCUGCAGGCUUCCUCCUUGCUACCAUCCUGGGGACCGUCUGCCUGGUCAUCGCAAGCAUCAUCUACCUGCUGGCGGCCGUCCGAGGCGAGCAGUGGACGCCCAUCGAGCCCCGGCCCAAGGAGCGGCCGCAGGUGGGAGGUACCAUUAAGCAACCACCCAGCAACCCACCGCCCCGGCCCCCCGUGGAGGCCCGCAAGAAGCCCGGGGAGGAGGACGCGGCCCCGGUCGGGGGUCCCCCAGGAGGCCCUCGGGUCAACCCCAUCCCCGUGACGGACGAGGUCGUGUGACUGCCCCCUCUGACUGCCCCCCUCCCCCGAGCGGCCACGGCCACCUGCAGUAAACACAGUGAACACCACA